Messenger RNA from Octopus sinensis (East Asian common octopus), 1585 nucleotides. Its product is annotated as hydroxyacid-oxoacid transhydrogenase, mitochondrial. The record is from RefSeq and is a predicted model, not a curated record. Gene Ontology annotation, cellular component: mitochondrion. NCBI's taxonomy places the organism in Eukaryota, Metazoa, Mollusca, Cephalopoda, Octopoda, Octopodidae. Bases 113 to 1540 code for a protein of 475 amino acids. The transcript is spliced from 14 exons. Gene Ontology annotation, molecular function: metal ion binding; alcohol dehydrogenase (NAD+) activity.
UGUAAGGUGUCCACCCCUCUCGUAUCAGUUGAGUCUAAGUCUGAAAUGCGAUAGUAGCUUUCACCUGUAAACUCGUUAUCGUGUUUUAAACUUGAAUACAGUGGAAAGCACGAUGGUGAGAUUUUUCUUUAGCAGAGAAAAAGUUAGUCAUUUGAUGCGAACAGUUUCAUCGAAAUGGAACAUCUAUUCGCCAGAUUUUGUCCCACCAAGAGGCUUUCAGUAUCAUGGGACCUCUACCACACAACCACAAAAAGAAUACGCAUUCGAGAUGGCGUGUUCUUCAGUUCGUUAUGGAGAAGGUGCUACACAAGAAGUAGGUAAAGACUUCCGCAAUUUAGGUUCCAAGCUGAUAUGUGUGAUGACAGAUAAAGGUGUUUUGAAAACACGAGCUGUGAAAGUAGCACUUCAGUCACUGGAGGAUCAAAACCUGAAAUACAAGUUAUUCACAGAUGUAAAAGUGGAACCAUCUGAUGAAAGCUUUAAAACAGCCAUAGACUUUGUGAAGCAAGACAACUUCGAUGCCUUCCUUGCGAUUGGUGGUGGUUCUACUAUGGACACAUGUAAAGCUGCCAACUUGUACUCAUCUGAUCCAUCAGCAGACUUCCUAGACUAUGUCAAUGCUCCAAUUGGCAAAGGUCUCCCUAUUACCAUAUCUGUAAAACCCCUUAUUGCAAUACCAACUACCACAGGAACAGGCAGUGAAACAACAGGCACAGCUGUGUUUGGAUUUGAUAAACUAAAGGCUAAAACUGGUAUUUCCAAUCGCUCUUUGCGACCAACAUUAGGGAUUUUGGAUCCAUUGAAUGUGGUAUCUCAGCCAGAACGUGUUGUUGCAUACAGUGGCCUUGAUAUUCUGGGUCAUGCAUUAGAAUCUUACACAGCCCUACCUUAUUAUGAAAGAGCUCCUAGAGCAAGCAGUCCUGAACUUCGGCCAGCUUACCAAGGCAGUAACCCUAUUAGUGAUGUUUGGUCCCAAGCUGCACUUCAGGUGUGUGAUAAAUAUCUUCAAAGGGCAGUUGACAACCAAGAUGAUUUAGAAGCCAUAUCUAAUUUACAACUAGCCAGUAGUUUUGCUGCUGUUGGUUUUGGAAACGCUGGUGUCCAUUUAUGCCAUGCUAUAUCUUAUCCAAUUGCUGGAUUAGUUAGAGACUAUCAAGCUGAAGGUUAUCCCACUGACAAACCUAUUAUUCCCCAUGGACUCUCAGUCAUAAUUACAUCACCUGCAGUGUUCAGUGCAACUGCAAUGUCUUGUCCACAGCGUCAUUUGAAUGGGGCUAGUUUCUUGGGAGUUGAUAUCAGCAACAAGAAAGCAAGCGAUGCUGGUGCCAUUCUAUCAGACAAAUUAAGGUCGAUUUGUCAGUCAUUGAGGGUUCCUAAUGGUUUGAAGGCUCUUGGUUAUACUGAAGAAGAUAUUCCUGCCAUGGUUAAAGGUACUUUGCCUCAGCACCGAGUCACUAAACUGUCACCAUUGCAGCAGUCAGAUGAAGAACUUGCAGAAACUCUUGCAGACAUUAUAAAAAAUUCAAUGACAAUAUACUAAGAAAGACAUUUCUGUAGUAUUCUCUCUACUUCCUUGCUCAAAAAA